AUGGAGUCGCUAAGGCCUCCCACUCUCGUGGCCAAAAUCGAUCCCAAAUGUCUUUUCCCUCAUCGUGUCUCCAUUCCCGCUCCAACCGCGCUUUUAGGUUCUUUGCAGCGCUGCGGAGACAACCGCCCGUCCCCUUCCCACGCCGAGCCUCGCUUCGCGGCGCGCCGUCGUCGUCGUCGCCGCUCCGCUCCGCUUUGUUUUGCUUUACUUCGAUGGCGCUACCAUAACGCACGAUUUAGUGUAGCGUUGGCGGCAUGGCGGCAUGGCGCUAUCUUACAAAGCCGGAUGACGAUCGUGGUGAUGAAAAAGAUCCCUUUUUAUGCAGGUCACGGAAGGGUCCUGCAUGUGAGGGUCCCAGUUAAGCAGCGAUCACAAGGAGUACUCACAGGGAAGAGUUCACGUACAGCAACCAGAUCGACAUAUCAGACAACAAUUUUGAAUGAUGUCAGGCGCGCCCAGAAAAGUGGGUUAGGUGAGUCUAUCCAGGGACUGCUCAAGUCGAUCCAGCUACCGAUUGCGGUCAAAUCUAGUGUAGUUCAGUUAGCUCAGCGAGCGGGACGGGACGUGUAG
This is a messenger RNA of Neurospora tetrasperma FGSC 2508, 570 nucleotides long. RefSeq lists its product as uncharacterized. Lineage: Eukaryota; Fungi; Ascomycota; Sordariomycetes; Sordariales; Sordariaceae. The record is from RefSeq and is a predicted model, not a curated record. The coding region runs from base 1 to 570 and encodes 189 amino acids. The transcript is spliced from 6 exons.